Messenger RNA from Dryobates pubescens (Downy woodpecker), 2879 nucleotides. RefSeq names its product prominin 2 (gene PROM2). The record is from RefSeq and is a predicted model, not a curated record. Gene Ontology annotation, molecular function: cholesterol binding. Gene Ontology annotation, cellular component: cilium; microvillus; prominosome. Bases 4 to 2481 code for a protein of 825 amino acids. NCBI's taxonomy places the organism in Eukaryota, Metazoa, Chordata, Aves, Piciformes, Picidae. The transcript is spliced from 23 exons.
GCCAUGCGGGCAGCCGGGUUGCUGCUGCUGGCUUGGGCACUGCUGCGUCCCGCUGGCACCCAGCAAUGCCAUCCUGCCGGCCCCGCCGGUGUCCUGCGCUUCACCGACAGGCAUGCCGAGAUCCGGGUGCCGGCGUUGCACCGAGUUCCCAGCUCCCUCGAUCCCCUCUACAGCCUCGUCCGGCGCUGCCUGGACCUUAUCCAGCAGAAUCCUCUGCCCACAGAGCUGCUCAGAGCAGCCCUGAACGACCCUGGCUCGGUGCGGACAUCACAGGUGGUGCAUUAUGAGCUGGGAUACGUUGUCUGUGCCGUGGUGGCUCUGCUCUUCACUGUGGCCAUGCCGGUGGCCGGGAUGUGCUUCUGCUACUGCCGGAGCCGCCGACGGUGCGGGGGCCGCCUGCGUGCCCACCGUCGCUCGCUGGGCUGCCGCCGUCGCUGCCUGCUGGCCUGUCUGUCCCUCACCUCCCUCAUCAUCCUGAUCAGUGUCACCUGCGCCUUGGUCAGCAGCCAGCGGGUGAAGGGGCAGAUGGAGCCGGGGCUGGGGGCUGUGCCCACCACGCUGCGCACGCUGAGGCAGCACAUCAACAACGUCCCCCAGGGGGUGCAGAUGGUGGUGGACCAGUUCGAGGUGCCCCGACAGCGGAUAAUCUCUGACCUGGGAGGGCUCAGCCGGAGCGUGGGGCUCUCCAUCCACACGCAGCUCAAGGCUAUGACCUACGCGGCGCUGGCGGAUCUGCAGGAGAGGGCAGGAGACCUACAGACCUCGCUGCACCAUUUACAGAUUCUCGAGCGGACCACACGGGCGCUGGCCUCGGCCCGGGCCGAGCUGGAGCCGGCGCUGCGGGAGCGCCGCCGGAGCGUGGUUGAGCUGCUGGAUGAUCCACGCUGCACCUCCUGCGCCAGCGUCCUGGGCAGGGCACAGAGCCUGGAGCUGGGUGCUGACUAUAGCAAGGUGCCGUCGGUAGAGAAGGUUUUGAAGGCGCUGGCUGGGCUGCCCCGAAGUGACUUUGCAGAGAUGAUUCGUCAGGGCAAUGGCACCUUCAACUCCAUUCCGGAGCUGGCUGUGGAGAGGAUGGCACAUGUCAUUCAGGACCUGCGGGACGAGAUGGCCAGUGUGACACAGAAGGUGCAGUCCAUCGCCGACAGCUUCCCCCUCCCCGACUAUACCCUGCCCGUCAGCGAAGCCCUGCUGAAGGCAGAGGACAGGAGCCAGCCCUACCUGCGGGAGGUGGAGCGCUUCGAGCAGUACAGGUGGAUUGCGGGCACGGUGCUUUGCUCCAUCAUCCUCCUCAUCCUCGCCUGCAACGCGGCAGGGAUGGCCCUGGGGGCAUAUGGGCUCUCCAAGCGGGAGGACCCCAGCGACUACGAGUGCCGAGGAGAAGCCGGUGCCAAAUUUCUCCUGGUCGGUGUGGGCCUGGCUUUCCUGUUCUCCUGGCUCCUCGUCCUCCUGGUUUUUGCCACCUUCCUGGUUGGGGGCAACAUCCAGACGCUGGUUUGCAGGAACUGGGUCAACCAGGAGAUUUAUAAGUUCAUUGACACCCCUGGGAACCUGCCUCCAUCCAUGAACCUCACUCGCCAGCUCAACCUCAGGAGGGACUCCAACCUCAGUGCCACGUACCGAGAGUGCAAGAGCGGUGCAGGGCUGUGGGAGGUGCUGCAUCUUGACAGGUCCUAUGACCUGGAUGAGCAUCUGAAAACCCCCAAGUACACAGCAGGUUUCCAGAAGCGCCUGGGGGACUUCACUGCGCGCCUGGGGGACGUGCGGCUGCUCCGCAGCGAGGGCAGGCAGGACCUGGAGACCUUUGCCCACAGCGGUGCGGAUGAGGUGGACUAUGGACGCUUCCAGGAGGAGAUGAAAAUCCCUGUGGUGCAGACCAGCCUCCCUGGCUUGGCAAGGAACCUCGAGGGGCUGCAGAAAAUGCAGAGGAACAGCACAGUGGCAGGACGGCUGGCAGCCGAGGCCAGAGCCCUCUGGCAGCUGCAGAACUCCACAGUGCAGUCACAGGAGGCUUUGGUGGCAAGGCUGGGGGAAAGCGUCCAGUUCCUCUCCCGCUUGGCGCCGCACCUCCAGGAGCGGGUGAGGACAACACUGACUACCACAGCCUCAGUGGAAGCCCGACUGCCUGUGCAAGCCCAGCAGAUCCUCCGACAGGAGAUUGGCUGCUUCACCAGGAAGGAGCUGCGCUACUUCACACAGUACCUCAACUGGGUCGGGCAGACGCUGAGGGAAGAUGUGGCUUCGUGCCAGCCGCUCGCCACGGCCCUGGAUAACGGCCGAGUGAUCCUGUGCGACCGCAUCGCUGACCCCUGGAAUGCUUUCUGGUUCAGCUUGGGAUGCUGCACCUUCUUCCUCAUCCCCAACAUCAUCUUUGCUGUCCGGCUCACCAAACACUUCCGCCCCAUCCGCAAUCGGCUCAUCUCCACGGGGUCAGAAGAGACCUGUCCCUUCCACAUUCCCCGUGUGACAGCACUCAAGCUCUAGGAUGGGGGCCAGCUGGAUGUGGUAGCACUGCCUGCCCACCAGAGCUCCUGUCAAACUCUUACCCAAGCACUGCAGGACUUCAGGUCCCUCUGACAUCUCUUCCUCGAUGUCCUUCAGGGUCUGAGCAUCCUUCCUGGGUGCAGGGUGCAAGUCUCCAUGCUCUCUGGGGCUUGAGGCUCCUCUAACAUCUCUUCCUCAGUGUACUUCGGGGUCUGAGCAUCCUUCCCAGGUUUGGGGCCCUCAUCUCCAUGCUCGGUGGGGCUCUGGGCAUCCAUCAGGGAUGCUCCCAGAGCCUAGCUGAUCCAUGGCACAGAAGGUGGUUCCUCACAGCUCUCACUAAGGACCAGUGUACCACUCGCAGACCCCACAGGGAAGGGCAUUUUCCUGCCACCCCAUGA